AUGAAGAGAGGCCAGACCGCUAAUAUGGAUAAAAAAGAUCAGGGCAAGGAUAAUCAGAACAAUGAAGAUAAUCAAGAAAAUCAGGAGAAUCAGGAGAAUCAAGAGAAUGUAAAAAAAUCGAGAAUAAUUUUAAAAGAAAGUAAACUCUCAAGCAAUGUACAUAACAUUGAGCAGGCAGCAGGAUCAGCCACGGUGCAGGCACAGCAAAAUAUAGAGCAACCAGUACCAAAUCUUCAAGAAAUCUACGAGGAAUUGCAACAUUUACGAAAUUUAUAUGCUGUCGAACAUGAUCCUCGAAUACAAAAUAUUGAACGCAGAAUGGAUAGAUUCCAUAUAGAUGAGCAAAGGAGAGGCCGUGGAGGAGGACGUGGACGAGGACGCGGUCGAGGACGCGGUCGAGGAAGAGAUCGUGGCCAAGGAAGACUACCGCUUCAACUUAAACUCCGGGAGCGCGACAAAAGGUAUCAAGAAGAAAGGCACUGA
This is a messenger RNA of Monomorium pharaonis (pharaoh ant), 483 nucleotides long. RefSeq names its product la-related protein 1B-like. Bases 1 to 483 code for a protein of 160 amino acids. NCBI's taxonomy places the organism in Eukaryota, Metazoa, Arthropoda, Insecta, Hymenoptera, Formicidae. The transcript has 4 exons. The record is from RefSeq and is a predicted model, not a curated record.